Messenger RNA from Ostreococcus tauri, 492 nucleotides. Its product is annotated as TB2/DP1/HVA22-related protein. Lineage: Eukaryota; Viridiplantae; Chlorophyta; Mamiellophyceae; Mamiellales; Bathycoccaceae. The record is from RefSeq and is a predicted model, not a curated record. The transcript is spliced from 2 exons. Bases 1 to 492 code for a protein of 163 amino acids.
AUGAUCACAUUUACCUUGAAGUGCGCCGGUUUUGGCGUCGGUUACCUCUACCCGACGUACAGUGCGCUCAAACUCCUCGAUCGCAAGGUGAUUGGACCGGAAGAUGUGACGUUGUGGUUGACCUACUUCAUCGUCGCGUUCUCGCUCGUGAUCGGUGAAUCCAUCGGCUUGGUCUCCUGGAUCCCGGCGUACCGCAUGCUCAAGAUUUUGUUCUGCGCGUGGAUGGUCAACCCGAGGUUCAAGGGCGCCAUCACCGUCUACAAAAAGGGCAUUCAGCCCGUCUUCCACCAGCUGUCUCCAUCCAUCGAUAAACACACCGAGAACUUGAAGAAGGGUGACUUCGCGGCCAUCCAACAGGAACUCGGCCCGCAAUUCGCCCGGGUUCAGGAGCUCGUGAAGAAGCACGGUCCCGAAGCGAUCGAAAAAGCCUUGAACUUGGCGGGUAAGGGUGGCGACAAGAAGAAGCCCGAAGCCAACGGCAAGGCGGAGUAG